This is a messenger RNA of Schizophyllum commune H4-8, 5759 nucleotides long. RefSeq lists its product as uncharacterized. The transcript is spliced from 14 exons. Lineage: Eukaryota; Fungi; Basidiomycota; Agaricomycetes; Agaricales; Schizophyllaceae. Bases 255 to 5759 code for a protein of 1834 amino acids. The record is from RefSeq and is a predicted model, not a curated record.
GCCUUUCUCACGUACGUCCCGAAACCUAUUCUCCGCAGGAACUUCCCGCAGACGAUUCCGGCCGUGAAUAGGACUCGACGCUGACCACUGCUGAGCUAGACCGCAGCCGAAGUUCAAUAUCGCUCUGACGCUUCGCUGGCACCACAUGGCGAUGUCGACAUCCGAGGGCUCGAUGUCGCACGCAGCACGCCAGUUGUGAGCGGCGCCGCUGAGGGCUUUUCUCUCUCCGUCAUCGUCUGCAGCUGCAGACGACCAUGCCCACUAUGUCUGCGUCCUCGCCUUUUCGCCACGCUCGCCCGCCGCUGUACGAGAACACGGGGAGCACGGCCCGCGACUAUCUCAUGCUCGAGCGGAAUCUGCUUACGCACCUGAAGCUUGCUUUGCUGCUCUCUGUAGUCGCAUCCUCCGUGCUUCUGAAGGCGAAGAUAGUUCCCUCGGAGGGCAAUGGUUCCUCGGAAGGCGGGAGGAGGUCUGGAUGGCUGGCCUUGGCCAGCUUUGAGUUUGCGGCCGCUUUAUUCACUAUUGGCGCUGCUGUCUGGCAAUACUUCGACGCGAGCGAAGAUAUGCGAAGAGCACGACCGUUCAUGGAAAGUAGCAGACGUUCUGCCAUAAAGCGCAAUGAAUCCCUCAUGAGUGCCGAAGCGCAGAAGCUCAUCGAAGAGAUACGCGACGGCUAUGGCUCGGGACGCAGCGCGCAGGCCAAGAUGCAGCAGGACCCCUCCCUGCAGGCGGUCAUCGGGAACCUGACGACGACGCUGGAGAAUGCGUGCAGGAACGUAUCUGAGGACCUGUACGCCAAGUCCCCCCACUUCAUCCUCGAGAUGGUGCAGAAUGCGGACGACAACAAGUACGCGGAGGGCACGAAGCCGACGCUCACGAUCCGCAUUGAGGACGAUGCGGUCACGUUCUCCUCCAACGAGCUGGGCUUUGAGCCCGCGAAUGUGCGCGCUAUCUGCAGCGUGGGCAAGAGCACGAAGAAAGGGAUGUCCGGACGAUGCUACGUUGGCGAGAAGGGAAUCGGCUUCAAGAGCUGCUUCAAGGUCGCCGACGUCGUGCACAUCGCGUCGCGCGACUUCCAAUUCAAGUUCGACAAGCGCGAAAAACUGGGCAUGAUCACACCCAUCUGGUGCACCGAUCAUCCCGUCACAAAGGGCCAAACCACCUUCCGCCUCGAGCUCUCCCCUGGCGAAUCUGGCGCCGCGCUCGCCGAACACGCCUCGAAGCUCGAACCCAGCCUCCUUUUGUUCCUCCGGCAACUGAACACCCUCAAAGUCGAGACGGCUUUGUCCGGCCAAAACCCGCAGAUCAUACACUUCAAGUACAGGACCACGAACGACCCGGACGUGAUCACCCUCACGCGGUGGGAGGAUCACAGGACGACGCGAGAUACGUACUUCAUCGUGCACCAUACUGUGCAGGGGAUGCCGGAGGAGGAGAAACGUAGGGGCAUCAACAGCACGGAGGUUACGCUGGCGUUCCCCAUCGACAAGGAGGGAGCGCCACAGGCGCGCGCAGAAUACGCGCAUGCUUUCCUUCCCUUGAGGAAGUAUGGCUUCAAGUUCAUCAUUCAGGCGGACUUCCUGACGCCAGCGAGUCGAGAGGAUAUCCUGGAGGAAAAACCCUGGAAUAUCACGCUCCGUAACGGCCUCCUCGCUGCCGUCCUUGCUGCCAUCGAGCGCUUGAAGAUCCGGGAGGCGAUGAAGUUCACCUGGUUCCGCUUCCUCCCUCUGGAGACUGAUGUCAGCAACGGCUACUUCAAACCUCUCGUGGCCAAUAUUCGACAUACGUUGGCUGCUAAGUCACUAUUUCUGUCUCAGGAUGGAGAGUACCAUACAGCAGGACAGCUGCUCAUUCUCCCUGAUUGGGCCGCGUAUCAGGAGAAGGAGGACGACAAGCAUGUCACCAAGCCCCUCAUCCCGGAGCAAUAUCUCCCAUUCGUCUGGUACCUUCACUCGUCGUAUGAUACCAGCAUCAAUGGCGACGGACCCCUACUGGAAGGGCUGCGCUUGAAGCGCAUGAACUCGGCGCAGUUCAUCAAUGCGCUUCAGGCCAUGGUCAACAAGCGCGCGCACGAAGGGCGAUCACCCGCGUGGUUCAAUGCCGUGUACGACAACCUGUAUCGUAUCUACGAUGAGCCUUCGAACCCCAACCAGAAGAGAGGGAGGAAGUCGUAUCCCUACCAAACACCAAUCGAGGCCCUCAAGCUUAUCCCCCUCAGCGACGGCACCUGGGCCAGCAAAGUGGACGGCCUGAAGAUCUAUUUCGACUUUAACCUUGGCGAUAUCCCGGACGACCUUGGACUUUAUCGCCUGCGGCCCAGUACCGAUCUGUCCUUUGUCCCGCGCGCUUUCUACCAUCGGAUGGGGGUGCAAGCCGCGAAACCGGCCGACAUUGCAAAGCAACUGAUAGAGAGGCAUCGCCAUAACCCUCCCACUGAGCUGGCUGCCUUGAUCAAGCACGCGCGGUUCCUCUUCACUCAUCGCGAGACUGUGCUUGGGGCUGUGAGCCUCGGUCAUCUUCGGGUCAUGGACUCGCGGGGUGACCUCGGACACGGGAAAGACAUGUACCUGCCAGGAGAGUCCUCCGGCCGAUUGGAAAACGUCUUGCCCUCACCGCCCGCGCGCUUCCUCCACACCGCAUACAUCGAGCAGUAUUCCAACGACCCGGCCCUGCAGAAAAAGUGGCUCAAAUGGCUCUCCGAUGUGAGCAACGGCUUGGGCCUUCACACCUCGCCGCGCGUCACCGCGGACGGCAAGCUUUCCGAGGAGGCGGCCCUCAUGCUCGAGAAAGUCAACACCCGCCAGCUGCUCGCCAUCCUCAAGCGCCACUGGUCAGGCGACCGCGGCUCGACGAGGCUCUCCCGCGACGCGCAGACGCAGAUAUCAAACACGCUCGUGGAGUGCGGCGGCGUGCAGGUGCAGUUGCGCCAGACGUAUAUCAAGCGCAACUCGCUAGCGGACGAUACGAGUGGGUUGCCGUUUCUGCCGCUGGACGAGCCGGAGAACCCGGAGUGGGAUUUUCUGAGGCGAUUCGGAGUGUCGAGCGAGAUUAACGGGUCGUUCUAUCUGAGGCAGUUGAAGGGGCUGCAGAGUCAAGGGGAGGCGUUGAGUGAGGAGGAUAUGAACGCGCUGUAUAGGCAGCUGGAGACGAGGUUCAAUGACGAUGCCGUCGCCAUUCGGGAGGCAUUCCACACCUUACCGCUCAUCUACAACUACAAGAAGAAGGAAUGGUGCGCGUUCGCCGAUGCCGUUUGGACAGGACCGGCGAACAUGCGUUUCAAGACCGCGGUGCAGACGCUGUAUCCGCACCAAGAGGCCUUCUACUGCCGUUGCCUUCAACUCGCCAAACCCUCGCAUGCGGACUUGAUCGUCAACGAGGUCAAGCAGCUCGUCAGUCAGCUCCGCGACGAAAACCUUGCGGAAGGCAAGCUGAAGGAGAUGAUCGACCUCCUCACCGAAUUAUCGCGCUUCAUCCACAAGAAUCCGGAGGAAGUGUCGACGGCGACGAGUCCUUUGCACGCGCUGCGCAGCGAGCCUAUUUUUCCCGUCCGCCUACCCGACUCUGGGGACGUGGCUCUUCGACGAGUCACUGAUCAGCCUUUCUACGUGCCGGACGCUAGCGAACAGUUCAUGCAUCUCUUCGAUCAGUUUGUGCCUAUGCUUGCUAUCAGCUCCGUCCAGCACACCAAGAUGCGCGCCCUAUUAGAGUGCAAGAUCUUUGACGGCCUUGUCAGGCUUGAAGAUGCUGUUCAAACGGAGAAUCCCGUUCUUUUGAAGAAACGCAGAGACGACAAGCUGACGAAGAGCUAUCACGCCAAGCGCGAAUACUUUGUUAGAUUCUGUUUCGCGCACCAUGGCUAUAAGCCCCCAAAGCAAGUCAAGGACUUCCUCUGUCGCCUUAAGAGCUUCAAGAUCUUUGUCGCUGAACACGUUGGGCUCACGUAUUCUCUCGGCGACGUCAAGCGAACAGUAGAGGCGGAGAUGUACUUCAACGAGAAGCAGUUCUUUGUCUACCUGGACAAGCGCCAGGUCGUGCCGGCGUAUAAUCACCAACUGCACAUCGCGGGCAAGCUUGCUUCUCUCUUCGAGAUGAACGAAAUGGACGUCAUGUUCGUUAUCCAAAACGCUUCAGGCGCUUUGGACCAGCGCUGUCGCAAUCAGAAGAUACCAUCCCUCGACGAUGACGCGUUCGAUAGCUUUGAGUGGCUGAGGGAAGCCAACGACGAGCAGUCGGGCGACGAUUCGGACGAGCUCGAGGACGAGGAGGAUGCACCUGCCGCCACGCAGGCUGGUGGGUCGCGCACUACAACGCAGCGUGGACGCCCGAAGCAGUCCCAGCGCACGCAGCGUGUUCCCUCCUCCAGCAGGUCCGCUUCGCCAGAGGCACCAGCGCCGACGCAAUCCGCACGACGUCGCUCAGGGCAGACCCAGCCCGUGCAUCCGCUCCCGACGCCGCGCCCGUCCACACAGCCAACGACGCCGGGCGCGGUUGAGGACGAGCUGGAAGAGGAGGAGGAGGAGGUGCAAGAAGACCAGUUUGGCGAGGACGACAUCGAGAUGCUUGCGCGAGGAGCAAAGGCGAACGCGCACCUCGUUCGUCAACAUAUGCGUGAUCGCAGCGGCCGGCGACGGGGUGUGAAGCGGAAAGCUGCGCAAGACUUGUCGGGGUCCGCGGCGAAGCGGGCGCGAGAGGAAGGCGAUGGAAAUGGGCAGGGCGGUGCUUCGGGGUCGGCAGCCGGGGCGGAUGCGAAGGAUGAGGAGGAAGAGCCGGACGUUGAGAUCGAGGUUGAGGAGGAUGAGCUGGAUGAGGAGGAGGACAGCAUGCAGGUCGACCCGAUUGACGACAUACCGGACGACGCACCACAACGAGUCAUUGACGUUAUGGGAGAGCAUUAUGUCUUCUCCCUCUUACUUACCAUCCUGCCUCAGUUUGGCGCGGAAAACUGGACAUCCGCAAGACGUGGGCACAUACCCGAUUUCGAGCCGUACGAGGGGGACGCCGUUGGGAACAUCACGUACAAGGACGUCCAGGGCGAGCUCACCCGCUACCUGCGCGGUGGACAGGAUGUACCGACGUGGGCGAAUGCGUACCCGACGUACCAUAUACUCGUGAAGACGACGACGGGGGCGCACGAGACGCCGUUCACGUUGAGUGAGCGGGAGGUGGCGGCGGCCAUGGAUAUGUCGAUGCCAGUUGGGGAGGAUGCGGUACCGACGGACCUUCUGGUAGUCAUGCGGGUUUCUGGCCCUCGAGGCAGCCAGAAGCUGCAGGCAAUCGUCACCCGACUAUUGCACGACGACUGUACAGGCUAUCGGAAGGAUUUGUAUUUUGUUCAGUACAAACGACACAGCGGGCACAACCCAGAGUCCGAUAGCGACAUGACGAACGGCUCUCUCCCCAGCACGAAACCCAAUCCGAUGGUAUACCGGAGCUUGCUAUGCAAGGACGAAGAUGAAGGGGGAGAGAAGAAGGGUCUACCCGCGGAUCUCAAAUACUCGCUGCGCAAGUUCCGCGAGCUUGAUUUUCGGUGCAAUCGCGGGGACGAGGUCGAGGUGGGAGAUCCAGACGCGCCGCUGCCUGGGCCGGAUGAUGAGAGGUUCGAGGUGUUGAUGGGCGCAGGCUUCAUGGGCGUGGCGGGGGUGGACAUGGUGUUCGUCAUGGCGCUUAGGCUGGUCGUGUGCGCGCUCGGACUGGGCGCGGGCUGGUCUGGACUGGGGAUGGUCGGAUGCACUGCGCGAGGAUGGCUAAACCAAGGAUGA